GAUUGCCACGAGGCUAGUGGAGCAUUUUUAUAAUACUGAUCGGUAAAAAAAAUGGAAGAAGGCUUGAGUGUACUGAGGAAACAAGGAGAUCAGAUCUUUCUGAGGCUCACUAAGACGGCACUGACACUGGUGCAGAACAUACUCAACGAUCCAGGCCAGAGCAAGUACAGGAGAAUCCGUGCUGCAUCGCAAUAUGUGUCCAAGCCUGGAGUGCCAGAGUUGCUGGCUGGUCUUGGCUUUCAUCUCAAGGGUGAGGAGUAUGUGCUACCCUACUCUGUGGAGACCCUCAUCACUAAGAAGAAACAGCUGAUUGCGGCCCGCAAGGCUACAGGCUCUCUGAUUGGCUGGGACAUUCCCUCCUCUAGUAUAAAGUUUUCUAAUGUCCUGGGCAAGGGACAGUUCGGAGAUACGUUUCUGGGUCAGAUGGAGGGAGACAAAGUGGUGGUCAAGGUUCUGAGACCAGAUUGUGGGCAAGAAGCAAAGAGCGCAUUCGAUAGAGAACUGGACAUUCUGAGUAAAGUGAGCCAUCCCAACAUCCUGCCCAUGCUUGCUGUUACCCUCACUUCUGAGCCCACAUCUCUCGUUAUGGAGUAUGUAUCAGAGUGUCUUCUUGAUGUGCUUCACAAGCAGGAACUGUCAGAGACCACGAUUCUGGACUAUGCCUACCAAACUGCCUCUGCUAUGGUCUACCUACACCAGCACAACAUACUCCACUGUGACCUAGCCGCCAGGAACUUGUACCUAGGAGCAAACGGUGAAAUGAGAUUAUCCGAGUUCGGGCAUUCUCGUUGGGACGGCCCCAGCAACUGUCGUCUCCAUGACAACACCCGCCCCCUGUUAAAGGUUCGCUGGACGGCACCAGAGGUCAUUGAGAGCCUCCACUUCACAAAGCAUUCUGAAGUAUGGUCAUACGGAGUGUUCCUGUACGAGCUGGUGACUGGUGGCUCUGUGCCGUAUGCCACCUUCAGUAACAAUGAUGUGAAGUCAAAGGUGAUGGAGGGCUACCGUCUCCCCCACCCCCAGGGAUGCCCUGAGGAGCUCUACAAGGUGAUGCUCCGUUGCUGGGCACAGAGACCUACUGACAGACCUCACUUCACUGAGGUGCUUCAAGGAUGCAUCCAACCAUUGCAGGCCAAGGCUGCCAGUGGAGAUCUCAAGCCUACUGUUGCAGCUGAAGAGACCACUGGAACAGAGACCAAAUCGUCUCACAAAUCAAGCGGGAAAAAAUCAAAAGUGAAGGAGUUGUCGUAUCAGUCAGUGGUUGUGAAGGGUGGUGGUCUACUGCGGGUGUACUCUGCCCUCGUUAACCCACUGGAGCACAGAUUGGUGGUCGUGUGUGGGAAGAAGACAACAGUAGCCGAAGUGGUUGCCACGGCUCUGGCAAAAUGCGGGAAACAAGAUCUUGACCCAAAAAGUUAUCGUCUAGUUCUUGUGAGUGGUUUGUCUACGGGUACUCCUGCUCACUAUCUGGACUCGGAGGAGAGGGUGCUCUCGCUCAAGACCGAGGCCCCACCCACUGGCAUGUUCGUACUCUGUGUCAACACACCUGGAGAUGGUCUACUCGAGCUCAUAGACUCUGUCAGGCAAAAUCCUGCGUAUGGAACAGCUUUCUCCCCUGUCACUCGUGGUUACCUGGUACACAAGGAGAAAGGGGCGGGACACAGGAACUGGUGUGUCAUGGACGGAUCCACCCUCCUCUGCUACAAACAAGAAGAGGACGAGGGGGUCAAACAACUGGAGAGCUAUCACGACUUUAUGAACUGCACGGUCUCACCAACUGGAAGCAAGAAGAGACAUCUCUUUACCGUGGAGACGGCUGAUGGCACACUUCUCUCGUUUCAAGCCACGGACAAGGACAGUACACUGCAGUGGAUCGAAGCCAUCAAUGCCGCUAAGACCUUCGACCCUUCUCCCAUCCUCCUGCAGACUAGAGAUGGUGCCGUAACUCAAGCAAGCUUUGUUAAAUGCCAAGAGUUUGCCAAAGAGUCAACAGGGAAAGGACUGCUCAGUCCAAUACAACCCGUCGUGCAACACAAACUCUCCACUUGCAACGGACACACGACCGCAAGUGCAGCUGUCGAUUAUGGCAAACAAUGGACAGUACUCCGCAGUACGGGCCUCGUACAAUGUUUAGUGAACGGACGUGCAGAGACCUUGUUUAAUCUCACUGACACUUCAAGCGUAAAAGUUCACAAUCCUCGUGAAAUGAGAGAGGGCGUGGAUUACUUCAUUGAGGUGGAGAGCACAGAGAGCCGAUUUGUCCUCAAAGCUGAAACCCCAACGGAUCAUUUCGACUGGGUCCUCGUGUUAGAGACGUACCUUCGCGGUCAAAAGAGGGAGAAGAUUCUACACGACCACAGAAAGAGAGAGAGUGGCUAUGUUGCUUUCAAGAGACUCUUACUGCUCCAAUCCAACAAGGGCAGCUCAUCGCAGCUGUACUGUAUGCCCAGAGCAUUCGAUGAUAUGGAAGACAUUUAUGAUGCCCCUUUGCCGAGGAAUAUUGCGCCCCCCAGAGAGCCGAAACGUUCCGAGUUGCUACAGCCUAAACCAAUUGUUGAAGAACAAAAGAAUGCAGUCCCCCUUCCGCCAAGAGACUACAACCCACCCCCCGUGCCCCCCAGAGAUCCCUCGGGUCCUCCACUGCCCCCCAGAGUUCGCUCAAGCUCGGCCAUCACCAUCUACUCUCGUCCAACCAGUAUAUCCAGUUCUGUCGGUGCCCCAGAAGACGAUUACGUACUAAUGCAGUCCCCCAAAGGGGGGCACCCACCGACCCCUCGAUUGGGAGGUAGUCUUGGGCGAUCCCCUUCAAUGCCCAUCACCAUACCAAACAAUAGACCGUCAAAACGUUCAGUUCUUCUUCGAGCCAAUUCUGAAUCUUCCACACACAGUCACACGAGCAGUCCCUCCACACCACUGGGCACUUCUCUCAGUAACCUGCACGAAGGGUUUGAACUUGGAUCCAGCUUCACUAACAGCCGUACACGUCAAUCCUCCACUAGCUCUAUACACUCCCUACACAGACAAAACUCCUCGCAAAGCUUACACUCGUAUAGCCACUCCCACUUUCCCCCUCCAACCCCACCCCCUAGGACCCCGCCUAGGACUAUGGAAGAACGAUCCUCGGGUUACGGAUCCCCUCUCUUGGAUAUGAGCCCAUCCCCAAACAGGUCCCACCGCUAUCAGAAUGGAUCACAACGUACUCUCGUGGGUUACUGUUCCUCUGAGAGCCCCAGGGGUUAUUUGUCAGACUCCUCCCACCAGAGCCGUGCGAGUGAGACGAGUCGCAGUGAUGGUAUGGCGGUGUCCGAGGCUAAGCAGAUUGGACGCAUGAUUGAGAGCGGGCGGUCCUCUAUGGAGUCAACCGGCUAUGCCUCCAAUGGGUCCUCUACUGAAGACCUCCCUCAGCUACCCCCCGGGUGGGAGAGGGGAUACUGUGAGAACAAGUGUCGCUACUUCUACUUCAAUGCUCUGACUGGAGACAGCAAGUGGAACUUAGGGGAGGUUCUUGUCCAUUGCGGCUUAGACAAGGUUGGAGAGCCAUUGCCGGGUGUUGGGUGGGAGGUAGCUCGUACAGAAGAUGGGCGUGUCUACUAUUACCAUGACAGCUCAAGACGCUCCACCUGGAACAUUGAGGAGACUCGCAGCUAGAGCAUGUACACACACUAACUGUGAACUGUUGUUGUAUUCGUUUAUUAUGUUUAUCAAGUUUUUAUUGUUGUUUGAUAGUUGUGCACACAAACACCAUUUUUGUGUAUAUAUUUCGUGAAUUUUCUUCUUAUUAUGAAUUAUGACUGUAUUAUUAUUGCAAAA
Molecule: messenger RNA, 3810 nt
Organism: Halichondria panicea
Lineage: Eukaryota; Metazoa; Porifera; Demospongiae; Suberitida; Halichondriidae
Exons: 16
Coding region: 52-3648 (1198 amino acids)
Biological process (GO): protein phosphorylation; signal transduction
Molecular function (GO): ATP binding; protein binding; protein tyrosine kinase activity
Source: RefSeq, a predicted model, not a curated record